Anguilla anguilla (European eel) is the source of this 1384-nucleotide messenger RNA. RefSeq lists its product as uncharacterized. Bases 167 to 1384 code for a protein of 405 amino acids. The transcript has 2 exons. The record is from RefSeq and is a predicted model, not a curated record. Gene Ontology annotation, cellular component: membrane. Lineage: Eukaryota; Metazoa; Chordata; Actinopteri; Anguilliformes; Anguillidae. Gene Ontology annotation, biological process: protein homooligomerization.
CGGGGCGCGGCAUUUCUGGAAGUCCUGCCUAUAAAACUCCAUCUUCCAGCUGUCGUUUUCAUUAAACAAGUCCAAUCCGAGCACCCGAGAGUAGAGAAAGGGCGGUGUUACAGACGAUCAAAGGCGCAGAUCUCGCAGCACAUCCUAAAAUUCCGAGCGUCGCACCAUGAGGAAGCCAUCCCUCCGGGUCCUCUUCUCCCUGUCCGUCCUGCUCCUGCUGCAGGAACACUCAACUUGGGCCAGACGCUCAGGCUCCUCCGGCAGAAGCUCUUCCAGCUCGUCUUCGUCUUCAUCAUCAUCAUCAUCAUCCUCCUCAUCAUCUUCUAAAUCUUCGUCGCACACCAAGACCUCACAAGGGAGCAAUACGCACUCCAGUGGCUCCCCCAAGCAAUCGCACAACCCAAGCAGCCAUCCAGCUGCAGGAGGCCAUAACACUUGGAGGUACCCUAGCAGGCGACCGGGGUAUCGACCGGUGUCGGGGGUUUACACUGCCGGGGAGGAGGAGACCCCCAACUGGAACCCCAAUAAUGAGAUCCUCAGCCCCCGGUAUGGUGGAGGCGGGGGCAAAGGAGGGCGCUCCCCGUUCUCUUACCAGGUGCAGCAGAUGGGCUACGGGCCGAACAAGCAAUCCAAGGGUUACGCCAAGACGGCGGCGGUGGCGGUGGGCACCGGGGUGGUGGCCGGAAUGGCCGUGCACUACGGGCUGGGCCGCUUCCCGCGCCCGCACGUCACCUUCCGCAGCCCCGAGGAGCGGUACUACUACAACCGCUACAUGUACCAGCGCUACGGCUCGCACUCCACCGACAAGGACGACUUCGGCCGGGACUACCGCUACAAGCCGAGGGAGAGGUCCUACGACAGCCACAUGGAGAGCUGCAUGGCCGAGGACGACCUGCUGCGGGCGGGCGGGCACGGGGCGGAGCCGCAGGGCGACGAUCCCAACGCAGCGGCCAACAACGGAAGCGAGGCUGGAGCCGCCGGCCUGUUGCCGGGCAACGGCACCGUCAACGCGACGGCGGCCCCCGACGCGACGGCGGCCCCUGACGCGGCGGGCGGGGCGGAGCGGAAUUCCACCCCGCCCCCGGAGAUCCACGUCCCGCCGCCCGUCCGUCCCACCGGCGGAGCGAAGGAAGGGGGUGAGGAAGGGGAGGAGGCCGACUUCGUCAGCAUCGUGGAAACUGGAUACCCAGAGCUGGUGGAGCAGCUGAAGGUGCAGAAGUGCGUGGAGCGCUACAUAAACUACUCUCAUCCUUACCUGGAGAGGCAGACCGCAGAGCAGUUUCCCCAGGGAGCCGCAGCUCAGCAGCGCCCCCUCUGCCUGGGAGUGUUAGUUCUGCUCACCACUGCACUCAUGUUCUUGAGCAGCAGUGUCCUUCUGCAGUGA